AUGACAACGGCGAAGUAUAGGGCUAAGAAGUGGCUAGUACUCACGUACAUGUUCACUGCAACAAUAUGUGUUUUCGUUACACAAAUUCUUGGUCUCCCUCUCUUGUUAUUUGGAAAGAAUGUGUUUCGCAAGUACAUUUCUAUUACCAAAAAACUGUGCGGUGUUUUAUUUGCAUCAAUGACUGAACUAUUUAGUCCAACGCCUGUGACAGUUUAUUACGACGAAGAGCUGCGUAAUCAGUUUUUCCUGGAUAGAACUGGCUGCCUUGAGAGUAUAGUGCCGCCAAGAACAGUCGUCAUUGCCAAUCACCAACUGUAUUCUGACUGGGUUUACCUCUGGUGGAUGGCUUAUACCUCAAAUAAUCAUGGAAAUAUCUUCAUCAUGCUGAAGGACUCGUUGAAAUGGGUUCCCAUUCUUGGAUGGGGUAUGCAAUUUUACCGGUUCAUCUUCCUUUCGCGCACUUGGCAGAAAGAUCAAAAGACUAUGCGUCAGCGUUUUGACAAAAUUCGUGAUCCGAAAUUGCCAGCGACUUUAAUUAUGUUCCCCGAAGGCACCAAUCUCGUAGAAAACACGUACAAUCGUAGCGCGAACUACGCAAAGAAAAUUGGCGUGCCUUGCCCAAAACAUCUUAUGCUUCCUCGUGUCCGUGGUUUAUUUUUCACAUUACAACAGCUGCGUGAUACCAUGACAUAUCUAUACGACUACACGAUCUGUUUUGAAGACAUAGCCCCUUGUAAGUAUGCUGCGGAUAAAUUCCCUCUGUCUGCACUUUUCUUUGACUCUGUGCGCAUUGAUCGUGUGCAUAUGUAUGUUCGCCGAUUCCGCAUUGAGGAUAUCCCUACUGAUGAAGCACUGUUCACCGAUUGGCUUUACACAAGAUGGUUGGAGAAGGACAAGCUUGUUGAUGAAUUUACGAAAACAAAGCGUUUCCCUUGCUCUAAACCGCUUAGCACAACAAUUCGUUUAAAGAGAAAACUUGAGAUUCUUCCAGUUUAUACUGUUGUUAUCUUCGUGAUCGCCUUCUUCAUUCACUUAUUUAGUGGCUUUCGUAUUCCGUUAAGUGUUUAUUUUGAAUCGACACUUUCGUUAAAUCAUGUACUUUCGAAUACAUCGAAGAUUCCUAUAAAGACACUUGCUGUUACGUUGACUAUGAUUUUUUCAUAA
This is a messenger RNA of Schizosaccharomyces japonicus yFS275, 1164 nucleotides long. RefSeq names its product 1-acylglycerol-3-phosphate acyltransferase. Lineage: Eukaryota; Fungi; Ascomycota; Schizosaccharomycetes; Schizosaccharomycetales; Schizosaccharomycetaceae. The coding region runs from base 1 to 1164 and encodes 387 amino acids. The transcript has 2 exons. The record is from RefSeq and is a predicted model, not a curated record. Gene Ontology annotation, molecular function: acyltransferase activity.